AAAUCACUCCACUCACAAAAUCCUCAGCCAUCUCUAAUCACAUUUUACAAUCGCCUCUUCAAAUUUCCCGAUAAACAAAAAAUGAGUUCCGGCGCCGGCAGUGGAACAACUAAAGGUGGCAGAGGAAAGCCAAAAGCUACAAAGUCCGUCUCUCGAUCUUCUAAAGCUGGUCUUCAAUUUCCCGUUGGAAGAAUCGCUAGAUUCCUUAAAGCCGGUAAAUACGCCGAACGUGUUGGUGCCGGUGCUCCCGUUUAUCUCUCCGCCGUUCUCGAAUACCUCGCCGCUGAGGUAUUGGAGCUAGCUGGAAAUGCAGCAAGAGAUAACAAGAAGACACGUAUCGUACCACGGCACAUUCAGCUUGCAGUGAGGAACGAUGAAGAGCUUAGUAAACUUCUUGGAAGUGUAACAAUUGCUAAUGGAGGAGUUUUGCCCAACAUUCAUCAGACUCUUCUCCCAUCAAAGGUUGGAAAGAACAAAGGCGAUAUCGGAUCUGCUUCUCAAGAGUUUUAAUUUUAUUUUUUAGCUUGUAACAUAGACAUGGCUCUCUGUUCCACAAUAGUUUUGGUAUUUUCAUGUUACUCAAAAACUGUGUUUGCAAAUCCAGUAAUGAAUUCGGUUUGAAGAAGUGAAAUAGUUAAAUUUGAUGUGUUGAAAUAGCGGAUUCAAUGGCUUCAAUACAAGUGCUAAUAGGUUUGGCUUUAGCCAUGGUUUCUGCAAGUGAGACUCUUGCUUCUUUGUGAGAAUGUAAUAAUGAGACAGUGUUGGAAACAGCCCAUUUGAUAUGAGCCUCCUUUUCUGAUU
Messenger RNA from Arabidopsis thaliana (thale cress), 801 nucleotides. RefSeq names its product gamma histone variant H2AX (gene GAMMA-H2AX). NCBI's taxonomy places the organism in Eukaryota, Viridiplantae, Streptophyta, Magnoliopsida, Brassicales, Brassicaceae. The transcript has 2 exons. The record is from RefSeq and is marked reviewed. Gene Ontology annotation, molecular function: DNA binding; protein heterodimerization activity; structural constituent of chromatin. Bases 82 to 510 code for a protein of 142 amino acids. Gene Ontology annotation, cellular component: nucleus; chromosome; nucleosome.